AUGUGCCACGCGGCGACUUUGCCGUCGUUGACAGACUCGACGGUUGUUUCCGCGACACCAGCCACGUCACCGCCGCAAAAUACCCCGGGUUCCGAUGUCGACAUGUUGGUGUGGUCCACGACCGGCGUGCCCCAAAUAAAUCGACGCACUUCUUCAGGAACUGCUCGGAUGUUGGUGAAGCCCUUGCGGAAAACGACGAAGACUCUCUUGGCGCCGCAUCGAAGGGCAGAAGUGGCGCAAUCAAAGGCCGUGUCCCCGGCUCCGAGAACAAUGACCCUGCCAUGGAAGAUGCUCGAUAUGAAAGCCUUGAUGUCGAGCUGCGUUGGACAGGAUUUCUGGCACGGAGCGUCAGCACAUUUCAAGCAUCUCGCGGCUUCCUUCAAGGCACCUCGCUCGCUCAAAGUGUCUUCACUCUUCACACGAGGCACAAACGGAGCUGAGAAACUCUGCGCCAGCAUGCAGCUGGAUCCGGGCUCAACAACACAUGCCCUCCGAAAACAACGAGCUGAGGAGGAGCGCAGGGUGAAAGCAGCAGCAGAAGCCGAGGAGUCCAAGGCCUGGGGCAUGGAUGAGCAGUUUGAAAAGAUGUUGGCUGCCAAAUUGGCUGCGGCUGAGAUUGCCAAUAUGAAACGCGCGAAUGCCCGUGCCAUAGAAGAAGAGAUUGAAGUGUUAUCAAGGCUCAUGGAAAUUGUUCGCAGCCGGGACCUGGAACCAGAUGAGAAGAAACUCAUCAAUGAGCUCCUUCAAGCCCCUGACGCGUACGAUGAUAAUGACCAUGCUUCGGACAAUAAGCGCUGAGAACUGAAGAUCUGACUACUGUAUAAUCAUGUGCCUUUAUUUCUUUCUUUUCCAGUUUUCUCUUUUCUUUGAAGAUUUCAUCUCACAUUCUCAUGUGAGAGUCAUGCAAGUAAUGCACAGAAAUGCAUCAUAUAAGACCCUGAUGAAAAAA
This is a messenger RNA of Notodromas monacha, 949 nucleotides long. The record is from the annotation of a GenBank genome assembly. Lineage: Eukaryota; Metazoa; Arthropoda; Ostracoda; Podocopida; Cyprididae.